Zea mays is the source of this 792-nucleotide messenger RNA. Its product is annotated as enhancer of mRNA-decapping protein 4. The coding region runs from base 58 to 756 and encodes 232 amino acids. The record is from RefSeq and is a predicted model, not a curated record. Gene Ontology annotation, cellular component: P-body. The transcript is spliced from 4 exons. Lineage: Eukaryota; Viridiplantae; Streptophyta; Magnoliopsida; Poales; Poaceae. Gene Ontology annotation, biological process: deadenylation-independent decapping of nuclear-transcribed mRNA.
UUAGGUACAGAUCUUUGAUUAUUGCUUGUUCCAGCAUUUGAGCAAGCAUGCAAGACAAUGUUUGAGCAAGUAGAUGGUGCAUUUCAAAAGGGAAUGUCUGAGCACUCCAAUGCUAUUCAGCAGCAAGUUGAGGCUGCACAUACUCCGUUAGCGCUAACUCUAAAAGAAACCAUCAAUUCUGCUUCAUCAAUCACCCAGAGUUUUUCAUCGGAGUUACUUGAUGGCAAUCGCAAGCUAUUGGCACUUGUUACUUCUGGGAAUGCCAAGGCACAUAAUACCAGUGCUUUGCAGCCCAUUAAUGGUCCUAUGGGUGGUCCCCAAGAGGUUGAGGCUCCGUUAGAUCCGAUGAGAGAGCUGAGCAGACUGAUAUCUGAACGCAAGUUUGACGAAGCAUUUACAAUGGCUCUUCAAAGGAGUGAUGUUUCCAUAGUAUCGUGGCUGUGCUCCCAGGUUGAUUUGCGGGCACUAUGUGCAAUGGUUCCAGUACCUCUUAACCAGGGGGUCCUUCUGGCCUUAUUGCAGCAGCUAGCAAUUGACAUUCACAAUGAGACAUCACGGAAGGUUCAAUGGAUGACAGAUGUUGCCAUGGCAAUCAACCCAGCAGACCAGAUCAUCCCGGUGCAUGUGCCACCAAUCUUUGAGCAAGUCUACAGCCAAUUGGCCCACCAACGGACACUCCCCACGACCGCAUCAGAUGGCACCAGUAUCCGUGUGAUCAUGCAUGUAAUCAACUCGGUUCUGCUUAGCUACAAGUGAUUGCAGCUAUGCAACUGUGGGAAGUAUGGCCUAUUU